Gamsiella multidivaricata is the source of this 2747-nucleotide messenger RNA. Its product is annotated as vesicle coat trafficking protein Sec16 mid-region-domain-containing protein. Gene Ontology annotation, biological process: Golgi organization; autophagy; COPII vesicle coat assembly. Gene Ontology annotation, cellular component: ER to Golgi transport vesicle membrane; endoplasmic reticulum exit site. The transcript has 2 exons. The coding region runs from base 247 to 2622 and encodes 791 amino acids. The record is from RefSeq and is a predicted model, not a curated record. Lineage: Eukaryota; Fungi; Mortierellomycota; Mortierellomycetes; Mortierellales; Mortierellaceae.
CAACCCACGAUUCAUCCAUCAUCCCUCUCCCUUCUUUAUUCUCCCGCACCCCCGUUUGAUCCCUCCCUUUCUCAUCUAUUUUCAUCUUUUUUUUUUCCCGUCAUCCUUCCAUUUCCUCAUCCUCUCACUCCCCCUUCAACACCACGUUUUAUCUCCUUGUCCUGUCUUUUUUUAAUCCGAUCAAUAUAAGAACCGACCUUUGACUGCACGCGCGUGCACACCACCCCAGAGCGAUCAGCACUAAUAAUGGCCCAGCAGCAGCAGCAGCCUCCAGUCGAGGAUGGGCCCAUUCCUUUCUUUGGUGGCCCCAAUCCCUCUGCUGGAAAUAACAGGGCUGGUCCACCCCCGCCCCGUCACUUCCAGCAACAGCAACAGCGGCCUCUGUUCCAGCCUCAGUCUCAAUCUCAGCGUCAUCCUCAGCAACACCCUCAGCAGAUGCCAUCUCAGAUGUCACCUCUAGGACAGCAAGGAUUCCAGAGACAACAGCAACAACCACCUCGGCAGAUGAGCCAGUCGCCCUUUGCGCCCGCGGCUGAUCUCUUUGCUACCCCACCUAGUUCGAACAUGCUUGGGAACCAGAACCAGAACCAGGCACAGCCUCAGGGAUAUCUGCCCCUAGGCAGCUUCCCUCACGCUCAGGGUGCACCUUCGCACCACCAGCAGCAGGCACAACAAACCCAACCACCGCCGCAGCGGUUGCCCGUACAGCAACAGCAACAGCAGCCAUUUGCUCCUCAACCACCACAGCCGAGGCAGCACCAAGGACCCCCGCCUCAGCGCCCACCUGUCCAGCAGCAGCAGCAGCAGCAACAGCAGGCACCUAGCCCCUACCAGCGGAAUCCUCAGCAACAGCAAGCGCAGGCGCCAUUGCCUUUUGGCGAUCAGGCAUAUCAGCCAGCACAUGAAAUUAUCCCAGCUCUAACUCCAGCUCCAGCUCCAGCCCCAGCUCCAGCUCCAGCUCCAGCUCCAGCUCCAGCUCCAGUUCCUGCAAGGGAUCAGACUAGCUCCCCCUUUGAAUCUGCUUCCGAUCUGUUUGGAAACUCAGUCAGCCAAGGAGCUGCAGGAUGGAUCAUUCCUUCCACAGCAGAGACAAGCAUCCAACCCGUAUCAACUACUGCAGCAAACCCAUUUGCCCCUCCUCCUGCCCCUGUUGUAGCUACUGGACGUCCGCCACUGCCAACUGGGUCGCUUCAGAAACAACCCUCUUUACCGCAAGUCUCACAAGUCCAGCAACAGGCGCCCUUAGCUCCCCCGCCUCAACGCCAGCCGUCUCUUCAGCCUUCUCAGCAACAGCCAGUAAGACAGGGAUCCUUCUCGACUCAAAGCUUCUCGCAAGGUCCUCCUCGUCAAAGUCCGACUGCCCCUCAUGGUGCACCACAUGCUCAGCCUGCUCCAGAGACAUCCGCCUCUCAGUUUCCUUCUCUGCCAAGGGCAUCCAUUGGAACACCUCGACAAGGCCCAUUAAGUGCCCCCAUUUCCGCGUCUGCAAACCAGGGAGCCUCACCUUAUGCAAACCAUCCCCCUCCGCAGACUCCGCUCUUGAUGGCCAUUCAGACGCCAUUGAUGUUGCCUGCCCAGACUCCACAGGUGUAUCAGUCGUCGCGCACGCCUUACAUGGGCCCUGUGGGCAAUCAAUUUGGAUCAUCGUCACCGCAGCUUUUACUCGAGCCCUGUCCCUAUCCCGAGUGUGGCGGGGAGAACAAACCUCAGGCAAAAUUCUGUUCUGAAUGCGGUCGCUCUAUCUCUGUGGUAAGCCGUGCUGCAACCCCUUCGCUCAACCAUCGUGCCGCGUUUCCUGUUAGUCAAGCACCUCCCGUACCCAGUUUGGAUCGUGUGAAUUCAUAUUCACAAGAAUAUCAGCAGGCGGAGCAACAGCAACAGGUUCCAGAGCAAUAUCAGCAGCAAGAUGCUAGUACCUACCAGGACAACCAGGCCUUCCAGUAUGGUGACCAAACGCAGUAUGGAUAUGAUGGAUACGAUGGCCAGGCGCAAAGUCAGCAGGAUCAGGGAUACAAUAACCAAGGUUACGAUCAAGGAUAUGACCAAGGUUAUGAGCAGGGAUACGAGCAAGGAUAUGACCAAAACUACGAUCAAGGAUACGGUGACCCCACCUAUUACGACCAGAACCAGCAGUACUAUGAUCCUGCUACAGGCCAAUACAUGGAUCCAUAUGUACAGCAGGAGCAGGUCAUUCCUGAGCCCGAACCUGAGCCCGAAGAGCCCGAGGGCAUCGACGACCCAUUAAACCGCAUUCAUGGAUGUCCCUUGAUCGCCUUUGGAUUUGGAGGUAAAAUUAUGACCUCUUUCCCACGGACUGUUCAGCGAUUCGAUGCCGCCACCUCGAUCAUGGCGACCAAGAAGUAUCCUGGCGAUCUCCAGCUUGAGCAAAUCAAGGAUGUUUUGCAGGUCGAUACAGAGAUCUCCAGCUACCCAGGUCCUCUCUUGAUAGACAGUGCGGUCCAGUUGAAGAACAAGCGCAAGGAUGUUCUCAAGUUUAUUGAGGACAGGAUCAAGGAGUUUGAGCACGAGCAGCAGGAUAUCACAUUUGAUGCCCAUCGCGUCUUGAUCUGGAGACUCUUCAAGGUUAUGAUUGAGCAGGAGGGUGUCCUCGUUGGGGGGUAAGACUUUUUUGUCCCCCUUUCACACAAGGACAUGGAUGUUAUCAAAUACAGCGUUUAACCAUUGCGUUUGUGACUAAAUAGUGCCAAGGUAGAUGAGGCUGUCCGGAGUGUGCUGCUCUCUAUUCC